CUCCUAUAAAUUGAGGCUCUUUGCCUCAACCAUUUACAUAAACAAUUCAUCAUUGCAAUUGUAUAGAUUAUAUACACAAAACAAAAUAUUUAAAAGUUCUAGCCAUGGCUGCAUCUUUCUCAGUUCCUUCAAUGCUUAUGGAAGAAGAGAUGAGAUUUGAAGCAGAGGUAGCAGAGGUGCAAGCAUGGUGGAACUCAGAGAGAUUCAGGCUAACCAGGAGGCCAUAUUCAGCCAGGGAUGUGGUGGCACUAAGAGGAACUAUGAAGCAAAGCUAUGCAUCCAAUGAAUUAGCUAAGAAGCUGUGGAGAACACUCAAGAAUCACCAAGCUAAUGGGACAGCAUCAAGGACUUUUGGUGCACUUGACCCUGUUCAAGUCACCAUGAUGGCUAAGCAUUUGGACACUAUUUAUGUCUCUGGCUGGCAGUGUUCUUCCACUCACACUAGUACUAAUGAACCAGGCCCUGAUCUUGCUGAUUACCCUUAUGACACUGUUCCUAACAAAGUGGAACAUUUGUUUUUUGCUCAGCAGUAUCAUGAUAGGAAACAGAGAGAAGCAAGAAUGAGCAUGAGCAGAGAGGAGAGGGCAAGAACCCCUUUUAUUGAUUACUUGAAACCUAUCAUUGCUGAUGGUGACACUGGAUUUGGUGGUGCAACUGCUACUGUUAAGCUAUGCAAGCUUUUCGUGGAGCGUGGGGCUGCUGGUGUCCACAUUGAGGAUCAGUCUUCUGUUACCAAGAAAUGUGGUCACAUGGCUGGCAAAGUUCUUGUUGCCAUCAGUGAACAUAUUAACAGGCUUGUGGCUGCAAGGUUGCAGUUUGAUGUCAUGGGGACCGAGACGGUCCUCGUGGCUCGUACUGAUGCUGUUGCAGCCACAUUGAUCCAAACCAAUGUGGAUACAAGGGAUCACCAGUUCAUUUUGGGUGUUUCGAACCCUAAUCUCAAAGGCAAGGGUUUGGCCACUCUUUUAUCUGAAGCUAUGGCUGCAGGCAAAACAGGACCUGAACUUCAAGCCAUUGAGGAUAACUGGUUGAGAAUGGCUGAACUCAAGACAUUUUCUCAAUGUGUUGUUGAUGCAAUCAAGAAAAUGAACCUCGCGGAGCACGAGAAGCAGAGGAGAUUGAAUGAGUGGAUGAAUCAUUCGAGCUAUGAAAAAUGUCUCUCGCACGAACAAGCCAGGGAGAUUGUUGAAAGACUUGGCCUUCCAAAUCUUUUCUGGGACUGGGACUUGCCAAGAACCAGAGAAGGGUUCUACAGGUUUCAGGGUUCAGUAGAGGCUGCAAUUGUUCGCGGGUGGGCUUUCGCUCACCACGCUGAUCUGGUCUGGAUGGAGACAUCAAGUCCUGAUAUGAUAGAAUGCACAAAAUUUUCUGAGGGAGUGAAGUCUCUAAGGCCUGAGCUAAUGUUGGCUUACAAUCUAUCUCCAUCAUUCAAUUGGGAUGCAUCAGGAAUGAAUGAUAACCAAAUGAUGGAUUUCAUUCCAAGAAUAGCCAAGUUAGGCUACUGCUGGCAGUUCAUAACUCUGGCUGGUUUUCAUGCUGAUGCACUCAUCGUUGACACAUUUGCCAAGGAUUUCGCCAGGAGGGGAAUGUUGGCCUAUGUGGAGAAAAUACAGAGAGAGGAGAGGAGCCAUGGUGUUGACACAUUGGCUCAUCAGAAAUGGUCUGGUGCUAAUUACUAUGAUAGAGUUCUAAGGACUGUCCAGGGAGGCAUCACUUCUACUGCUGCUAUGGGCAAAGGAGUGACUGAAGAGCAAUUUGAGUCAAAAUGGACAAGGACUGGAGCAACAAACUUGGGUGAUGGAAGUGUGGUGAUUGCAAAGUCAAGGAUGUAAGAAGAAAGAAAAAAAAGUGAUUUCUUUUGGAGCAUGAAGAUGUGUGGAGCUUUGGAACAAUCUCAAUUUUUAUGUUGUGGACUUCAAGUACAAUAAAGAUGUUUUAAGCUUUUUUAAUAAUUCUUCAGGGAUUUGAAUCAUUUUGGGUAUUAUUUUGGCCCUCAAAUUGGCUACUACUGUUAUCAUUUGUAUCUUUAUCUUUCUCUAUUUGGACUUCAAGUUGUGCUA
Messenger RNA from Solanum dulcamara, 2060 nucleotides. Its product is annotated as isocitrate lyase. Gene Ontology annotation, cellular component: glyoxysome. Bases 105 to 1832 code for a protein of 575 amino acids. Gene Ontology annotation, molecular function: isocitrate lyase activity. The record is from RefSeq and is a predicted model, not a curated record. Gene Ontology annotation, biological process: carboxylic acid metabolic process. NCBI's taxonomy places the organism in Eukaryota, Viridiplantae, Streptophyta, Magnoliopsida, Solanales, Solanaceae. The transcript is spliced from 3 exons.